GCUCGAACCUGUGGUGGUCUCCCAUCCACUGUGCUGCCAAGACAGUCCUGCUUAGCAUGCCGUGAGAUCCCCAUAGAGCGCAAUGGGCCUCUUGGUUUCAAUACAGCUCACUGCUUCUCUAUCUGACUCCCAGGCAAGAUGGUAAAGAUUAUCUUUUACGAGGACAAAAACUUCCAGGGUCGCUCUUAUGACUGCAACUCUGAUUCUUCCGAUCUGUCUUCAUACUUCAAUCGUUGCAAUUCCAUCAGAGUGGAGAAUGGAAACUGGAUCCUGUAUGAGCAACCCAACUACCGUGGGCACCAGUACUUCUUAAGGAAAGGAGAAUAUCCUGACUUCCAGCAAUGGAUGGGCUACAAUGACUCCAUCAGAUCAUGCCGUUUAACUCCACAGCAUCGUGGGCCCUAUAGACUGAGGGUUUAUGAAAAGGAAGACUUUAAAGGUCAGAUGAUGGAGUUCACUGAAGACUGUCCUCAUGUGUAUGAGCAAUUCCGCAACAACAACAUCAACUCCUGCCAGGUGCAUGAUGGAUACUGGAUGUUCUAUGAGGAGCCCAACUACAGAGGACGUCAGUAUUACCUGAAGCCUGGAGAGUACAGGAGAUACAGUGACUGGGGAGCAUCUAAUCCAAGAAUUGGUUCUUUCAGACGAGUUCAGCAUCUGUAUUAA
This is a messenger RNA of Hyla sarda, 666 nucleotides long. RefSeq names its product gamma-crystallin-3-like. The record is from RefSeq and is a predicted model, not a curated record. The coding region runs from base 139 to 666 and encodes 175 amino acids. The transcript has 4 exons. NCBI's taxonomy places the organism in Eukaryota, Metazoa, Chordata, Amphibia, Anura, Hylidae. Gene Ontology annotation, biological process: visual perception; lens development in camera-type eye. Gene Ontology annotation, molecular function: structural constituent of eye lens.